AUGCCAAAUAUAUCUGGGUGGUGUGACAUUUAUACAAAAGAAAGCGUCACAUUUAUUAAAGCUAAUUUUAUUGAAGAUUAUUGUGAAAGUUUUACUGAAGAUGUUUAUAUAUCGGAGAAAAGACUUUUAAGAAUUAAAGUGAGAAAGAUGUAUUUAUUUGGGAAGGGUCCAGCAAAACCAAAUUGUGUACCAGAUGGAGCUAUUUACUUGAUUAAUGGUUUAUAUUAUGUACCCUCUAAGAAGCACAAUUAUAUAACUAAUAUUUCUAAUGCAGCUGGAAGUAGACUUGCUUCAUCUAUUUGUAGAGAAUAUAUCAAUUUUAUAAAUGCUAAAGAUUUUCGUGCAGUUUCUGAGACAAGAGAUUUCAUUCGUCAAAUAUAUGGUUCAGACAAUAUUACUGGAUAUAUUGUUGGUGGAAAAGUUUAUAUAAAACCAUGUAUUGAGACUUCUGCAACGUCAAUAAUAUCUUCAAAAAAGAUUAAUGGUAUAUGUUAUAAAGAAACACCUGUUGUUAUACAUGGUAGUACUUUAAUGUUUUCUUCUAUUGGUAUUGAUUUGGAAUCUGAAGCAACAACUGUAGAUUGUAGUGUUAUGGAAAAAAGUAAAGUUGUAAUAUGGGAGGACAAUGUAUCCUUGAAAAUAAUUAUAUUGGGUUUAUCAAGUAUAUUGAUCUUUAUGCUAAUUUUAAAUUGUGUUUUAAUAUCAUGGUGUACGAGUAGAGAAAAUGAAAAAAUAGCUACUGAGAUGGAUUACAAUAAUUUUCUUUAUAAUCUAGCAAAUGAAACAAUAAAUGAGAAGUCUUUACAAAGGUCUUCUGCUUAUUCUUUAACGGCAGAUCAAAUCAAAGAAGCAAAUGAGGGUGGAAAAAUUAUGACACUUAAUAUGAAUACUUUAAACAAUGGACCAGUAAUUUUUUCAGAACCUUUACCACGACCUCAUCCAUUCGAUGAAUUUUUACAAUCUGAAGAUAAAAUUCUUGCUUCAUCAAUUCGUGUCUAA
Molecule: messenger RNA, 999 nt
Organism: Strongyloides ratti
Lineage: Eukaryota; Metazoa; Nematoda; Chromadorea; Rhabditida; Strongyloididae
Exons: 2
Coding region: 1-999 (332 amino acids)
Source: RefSeq, a predicted model, not a curated record